Molecule: messenger RNA, 914 nt
Organism: Trichobilharzia szidati
Lineage: Eukaryota; Metazoa; Platyhelminthes; Trematoda; Strigeidida; Schistosomatidae
Source: the annotation of a GenBank genome assembly
AUGUUCAAAUUUAAACGAGUGAAAAAUUUAGAACAAGUGGGUCCAAACAGUAAACCUGUUGUCUCUUUCAUUGCUGGAGUAACAGCACCACCUGGUCGUCGUAUGGGUCAUGCAGGAGCUAUCAUUUCUUUAGGUAAAGGAGGUGCUAAGGAAAAAAUGGCAGCUUUAGAAAGUGCAGGUGUAAUUGUUACUCCUUCUCCAGCUCAACUGGGUAAAACUCUUUUAGAGGCGAUAAAUGGUCGUUCACGGGCUAAAAGUAACUAAUAAUCUACAGUGCAGUUUACUCCAGAGUUGAUCAAAGAUGCUUACAAAUUACUUACAAUUAGUAUUAUUAUUAUAACUGUUCUGUUGUGUAUGCGAGCUCGCCAGUGUGAUCUUUUCUUCCGGAUAUAAUCAAAAUAUCUUUUUUUUUGAAAUUGGUUGUCCAACCAUUUUACUUCGACAUUCUACUGUUUCUCAAUGCAUUCUUUUUCUUUUCUUGUGUUUUUCGAAUUAGUCUAUAUUCAUUCAUUAUCUAAGUAAAAUGUUUUAGUACUACAAUCAUCGCUAUAUGUGUGUGCAUGUCACCAGUAUCCCUGAUAUACAUAUUUUUCUGUAGUGAGUGAGGGAAAAAAACCGAACUAGUAUCUCGUUUACUUGAUUGUUUGUCUUCUCUUUCUCUUCGAACUUCACAGCCCUGUAAUACCACCGUUUAUCUUUCUUUCUUGUAUAGGAUUUUAGUAUAUAAAGUACUUUAUAUACUUUUUUUCUCCGCUCCUUUGUCUAUCGCUUUUUUCUCUUAAAUCAGACUGGUUAGUAUGUAUUUUUACAUGUGUGUAUGUGAGGUGACGGAGUACAGUUGUUCCAUUGUUGUAGUAUUUAUUAAAGAAAAGAAUCUAGUGAUAAUCAAAAUAAUAACUGUUUUCUAUUUCUUC